AUGAGUGCAAGUCCUGAACGAGCGCGGCAUGACGGACCUCCGGUGCAGGACAUUAUUGAAGCUGGCGGCGAUGACUUGAGCGAUGAUACCUUCCAGCCCAGCGAGUGGGAUGCUUCAUCAUCGGGCUCAACCUCAAUCACCUCGUCGAACGGCAGACGCUACCACUCCUUUCGGGAUGGAAGAUAUCCCAUUCCCAACGAUGACAUCGAACAAAAUCGUAAAGACAUGAAGCAUGCGAUGGUCAUGGAACUCACUGAUGGCAAGCUGUUCCAUGCCCCGAUUGGCGACUCGCCCAGCAAGAUUAUUGAUCUUGGGACGGGCACUGGCAAGUUGCCUUCCAGACACUUUGGAGACCGUUUCCCUUCUGCCGAUGUCACCGGCGGGGACUUAUCUCCAAUCCAGCCCAGCUGGGUGCCUUCUAACGUCCGGCUCUUCGUCGAUGAUGUUGAAGAUGACUGGCUGGCAAGGAACAAUUUCAAUCUCAUACACAUGCGGAAGUUGGCAUCUCCUUUGCACGACCUCCCAAAGCUUUUAGAACGAGUCUUUGACAACCUCAAACCUGGAGCGUUUAUCGAGACUCAGGACUUCAGUGCCAACGUGCAAUGCGAUGACGGGACUAUGCCCGAAGACUGGCCUCUACUCGAAUUCUGGUCCAAGAUACGCGACGCCAUGCACAAGAUGAAGAUUGACAUCCAAGUCGCCCCGCGCAUCGGCGCGCUCAUGAGAGACGCCGGCUUCGUCAACGUUGAGGCGAAAUCAUACAAAGUGCCGGUCGGACGAUGGCCUCUCGACAAGACGAAGCGCCUGGUUGGACAUUAUAUGCGCUCAGUGACAGAGGAUUUCUUGGGUAUGGCCGCAAGUAAGCCGUUGGCAGCUCUGGGGAUGGAUCGGACUGAGAUCGAGGUAUUUCUCGCAUCGGUUCGGAACGCAAUCAAGGAUCCGGAGGUGCAUGCGUAUGGAACAUAUUAUUCCUUGGUGGGACAGAAGCCAGUGGGUUCAGGUCAUGAGUGAUGGGGAUACUUGAUCUGGAAACCCGCCCUUUAGCUGCGCGUGAUCCUUUAUUCAGUCAUGUAUGGAGAAUGAAGCUAAUUCGCCUAGCGUUAGAAAGAAACUUCAUGUGCCGCCACCGUCGAUAUCCUCGAUAUCGUGACCGGUUCAUAUAUUUACGGCCAUCAAGAAAAGUUCUAGACCUCCUUAGAGGGACUUUACUUACCAGUGAGUAGGUCACCAAAAAGACUGUACAUACACAUAGACAGCAAAAUGAAAGGGACUAGACUCGAACUCGCGCGGGUUGCCCCACCAGGAAACAGAUGUUAAGCUGACCUUAACCUGGCGCCAUAACCAACUCGGCCACCCUUCCGUAAUGUAGAUCCUCAGAGACCCGAGGAGCUGGAAGUGGAUGCUGGUAUUUUGGCGCCACUAUUCCUAAGACUGCAGGUGGAAA
Messenger RNA from Colletotrichum godetiae, 1444 nucleotides. Its product is annotated as S-adenosyl-L-methionine-dependent methyltransferase. Gene Ontology annotation, molecular function: methyltransferase activity. NCBI's taxonomy places the organism in Eukaryota, Fungi, Ascomycota, Sordariomycetes, Glomerellales, Glomerellaceae. The transcript is spliced from 7 exons. The record is from RefSeq and is a predicted model, not a curated record. The coding region runs from base 1 to 1011 and encodes 336 amino acids.